AUGGAGCCCAACAAAGUUCAGUCUGAAGGAGGUCUCAAUGUCACUCUGACUAUCAGACUCCUCAUGCACGGCAAGGAGGUUGGCAGCAUUAUAGGCAAGAAAGGGGAAACUGUGAAAAGAUGCGAGGAUAGUAAUGCACGCAUAAAUAUUUCAGAGGGGAAUUGCCCAGAACGAAUAGUUACCAUCACAGGACCCACAGAUGCCAUAUUCAAGGCCUUCGCCAUGAUCGCAUACAAGUUUGAGGAAGAUAUCAUUAACUCUAUGAGCAAUAGCCAGGCUACUAGUAAGCCUCCAGUGACUUUGCGCUUGGUGGUGCCGGCCAGUCAAUGUGGCUCUCUAAUUGGGAAAGGAGGCUCCAAGAUCAAGGAGAUGAGGGAGUCUACAGGGGCUCAAGUGCAAGUGGCUGGAGACAUGUUGCCUAAUUCUACUGAACGGGCAGUCACUAUCUCAGGUGCUCCAGAGGCCAUUAUCCAGUGUGUGAAGCAGAUCUGUGUGGUCAUGUUGGAGUCCCCACCCAAAGGUGCCACAAUUCCAUACAGGCCAAAGCCCGCCACGGCACCAGUCAUCUUCUCUGGCCAGGUAAGAGCAGACACUCUGACAGCACCAGCCACAGCCAACCUCAGCCUGUUACUGCAGCAUCAGCCUCUGCCUGCCUACACUAUACAGGGACAAUACGCCAUCCCACACCCAGACCAGUUGACAAAGCUCCAUCAGCUGGCUAUGCAGCAAACCCCCUUUACCUCCCUCGGACAGACCACCCCCGCUUUCCCUGGUGUGGAUGCCAGUUCACAGGCCAGUACUCAUGAACUCACCAUUCCAAAUGAUCUAAUAGGCUGCAUAAUCGGACGCCAAGGCACCAAAAUUAAUGAAAUCCGUCAAAUGUCUGGAGCUCAAAUCAAAAUCGCUAAUGCCAUGGAGGGGUCAUCAGACCGUCAGAUCACCAACGGAACACCUGCCAACAUCAGCCUGGCACAGUACCUUAUAAAUGCCAGGUUCAGAGAUGUGGCAGCCAUGUGGACUGACCCUUCAACCAUGACAACCUCCUGA
This is a messenger RNA of Puntigrus tetrazona (Sumatra barb), 1047 nucleotides long. Its product is annotated as poly(rC)-binding protein 3. The record is from RefSeq and is a predicted model, not a curated record. Gene Ontology annotation, biological process: regulation of RNA metabolic process; regulation of gene expression. NCBI's taxonomy places the organism in Eukaryota, Metazoa, Chordata, Actinopteri, Cypriniformes, Cyprinidae. Gene Ontology annotation, cellular component: nucleus; cytoplasm. Gene Ontology annotation, molecular function: mRNA binding.